UUGGCGGUCUGCAAUGUUCUGGAAUCUUUUUUCAUUGUGAUACGCUGGAAGUCUGAGAUCCGAGUUGGAACGUGAACGCACCAUUAUUUAGUAGUCAAUCUUACUUGACAAUGUGGCGUUAUUUUAAGGACUGUAGUUUAUCUUAUCAGAACACUUAAAAUGUAACUGUGCGUUCCUUUGAAUAUUCAGUGAGAUGUCAGGCAGGGAAUUUUCGUCAUUCCAACAGACGAUAACACGAGCGUGAAGGCAACGCCGCGAGUGAGUGACGCUGCAAACGCAACGUGUGGAAAGCCACAACAUGUUUUGAUGAGACGUUUGGAAGCUCCUGGAAGUCUCGAGGCGCCAGGCAGUUGCCCGUGCUUGCCAAAUGACGGACGCGGAGGCGUCAUCGCGGAGCAGCGGCUACGACGUGGAGCGGUUUGUGGACGCCCCGGACUACGACCUCAUCUGCGCCAUAUGCCAGGGGGUCCUGCGGUGUCCGGUUCGAGCGGCGUGCCGCCACGUCUUCUGCAAGAAAUGUAUUCUGCAGUGGCUCAAGAGACAGGAGACGUGCCCCUGCUGCCGAAAAGCCAUUAACGCCUGCACCAUCUUCGUCUUGUUCAAAUUGAGCAAGUCCAUCGGACGCAUGAGGAUAAAGUGUAAGAACGAGAUCCGCGGCUGCCCGGCGACAUUUCCCCUCUCGGAGCAAGACUGCCACAGCCUGAACUGCUCGUACGAGGUGGUCCCUUGUCCGCACGCCGGGUGCCGGGCGCAGCUGCUCCGCCGCGACCUGGAGACCCACGCGCGCCGCUGCGAGCACUGGCGCCAGCCGUGCCGCAUGGGCUGCGGCGCCGUGCUGUGCCCGCGCACGCGGGCGCAGCAUAACUGCUACAUGGACCUCAAGCGGCAGUACUGGGCCAGGAGCAGGAACCACGGGGCCGUCGCCGCCGCCCUGCAGCGCAAGAUGACGAGGAUGCAGAACGCCAUGGCGCACGUGAAGAGGCAAAUCGGGCUGAUAUGCGAGAGUCUGCGAGUGAUGGACGAGCUGCACAAGGUCGACGAGGACUCUGGGGAGGGCACGUCCGGAACCGCGCGGACCGCGUUGAGCAGCGACGGCUAAAUGUCUUCAUUUCACUUGAUGUUGUGGCUUGAACGGGCGGGGAAGCUCGCAUCGCGUCGCAUCGCGUCGCAUCGCAUUCAUGAGAGUCAAUUUCGAACAUUUCUCCGCUCAUAUCGUAAAUAAAACAAGGGUUAAA
Molecule: messenger RNA, 1235 nt
Organism: Syngnathoides biaculeatus (alligator pipefish)
Lineage: Eukaryota; Metazoa; Chordata; Actinopteri; Syngnathiformes; Syngnathidae
Gene: rnf151
Product: ring finger protein 151
Exons: 6
Coding region: 368-1099 (243 amino acids)
Biological process (GO): regulation of canonical NF-kappaB signal transduction; positive regulation of JNK cascade
Cellular component (GO): plasma membrane signaling receptor complex
Molecular function (GO): zinc ion binding
Source: RefSeq, a predicted model, not a curated record